Messenger RNA from Solanum verrucosum, 1470 nucleotides. Its product is annotated as FBD-associated F-box protein At5g38590-like. The transcript is spliced from 6 exons. The coding region runs from base 1 to 1470 and encodes 489 amino acids. The record is from RefSeq and is a predicted model, not a curated record. NCBI's taxonomy places the organism in Eukaryota, Viridiplantae, Streptophyta, Magnoliopsida, Solanales, Solanaceae. Gene Ontology annotation, molecular function: protein binding.
AUGGGGAAAAGACAGCAACUUUCCAUUAAUUUUGCUCUAAAGAAGUGUCCUUGCACUCAAGAAGAUCGCAUUAGUCAGUUGCCUGAUGAUAUUCUGGUUUAUAUACUGUCUUUCCUUACCAUUAAGGAAGCAACAUACACUAGUCUCCUCUCCAAGAGGUGGUUACCCGUGUGGAAAUAUAUUCCUCGACUUGAUUUUGAUGCCACCGAACCAUUACACCAAGUAUUUUUGAAUCACAAACUAAGGAAAAUGCAUAUGAAGAAGUAUGUGAGAUGGGUUAACCGUACUUUACACAAGUGUGAAGUACAUAGAUUAGACCAAUUUCGUGUUUGCUUCGAUUUAAACAAAUUUUCCCAGCAUGAGAUUGACAAGUGGCUUGAGUUUGCCUUUGCUAGGCAAGUCCAGAGGCUAGAGUUGGACUUGUUAAAAGGUGGGAAGGAGACUCGAGAUUUUGAUUAUUGCUACACUUUCCCGGCUCAGCUCCUUGGUCUCAAUGAUAAGUUGCCAGCUCUCUGGCAUAAUUUUAUGUCUGUAAAGGUACUGUUAUUGAAGUCAGUAAAUGUGACAGGCGAAGUUCUUGAGUUCUUCCUUCAUAACUGCCCGUUUCUUGAAGAAAUGGUGGUUCAUGGAUCUGGAACGCUGGUAAAUUUGCAAGUCAUUGGUCCUUCCCUCAAGUUGAAACACUUGGAAAUUUGGCGCUGCCAGUGUUUAGAAUCACUUAAAAUCCAUGAUACAAACCUUGUAACACUUGUGGCUUCAGCAGCAACCAAAUUAUUUCUCUCAAAUGCUCCUAUGCUGAUCAAGGUAGAGAUUGUUGGUGCAUUCAGGCCUAUUCUGAAAGACAUAUUGGCUCCGAUUUCUUGUGUUCUCUCUCAGCUGGAGGUCCUCAAAAUAACUUCCUCUGAUGGAUUGGGGAAUUACAAGUUUCCUGAAUUUACCAAGCUCAAGAAAUUUGUCGCUCAUGUUUUUGCAUGGAGAGACACGUCUCUCUUAGGUUGCACACAUGUGAUAGGGGCUGCACCACUGUUGGAGGAAUUUGAGUUGAAGCUCGUUUGGUAUGGAGGUAUGGCGGCAGAAUGGAAUUAUGAUUCUGGCAUUUCGUUGACUCCAGCUGAGUGUUUCAUUGGUAAAUCAAUUCCAGGUUUGAAAGUUCCUUUGGAUUCCAAUUUGGUUUGGUUCAAACCAUUGAGGGUAAAAAGAGAGUGUAAGAAGAUGGUAAGUUGUCCUCUCCGUCACCUCAAAGUGAUCAGGUUGUGCGGAUAUUUUGGCCGUACGUGCGAAUUUGAGCUCGUUAAAUAUUUUUUGGAAAAUGCUAUUGUGCUUGAGAAAAUUAUUAUUGAUCCUCGUUCUCAAAUCGUUACUCCUGUGUUGUCACUUUCGACAAUUGAAAUGGAGCAAAUGUCAAGAAAUUUUGCUAAGCUCCAACUUGAAGGUGAAGUUCCUCCGCGUAUUGAGUUGGUGAUAUUGUGA